Molecule: messenger RNA, 519 nt
Organism: Rotaria sordida
Lineage: Eukaryota; Metazoa; Rotifera; Eurotatoria; Philodinida; Philodinidae
Source: the annotation of a GenBank genome assembly
AUGAGUAUCUCAACAUAUAUCGAUAAUAAUUUUACAUUACUCGAAGCAUUACCCAAUGAAAUUUUUCUCGAAAUUUUUCAGUAUCUAAAUGGUGUAGAUACUAUCUAUGCUUUUUCACAAUUAAACAAUCGUUUUCAACAUUUACUUAUCAAAUAUGUUAAGACAUUUGAUUUUAAAUCUAUAACUAAAGUUAAAUUUGAUUUUGUUACUCAACAUCAUGAUAUUCAUCGAUGGAGAUCAUUACGUCUUUCUGAAGAUAUUGAAACACCAGGACAAAUUGGACUCUUUUGUCAAUUAUUUCCACUUCCUAAAUAUAUAUCACAAAUACAAUCACUUUCCAUUUUAAAUAUGAAACCUAAAUUUGCAAAAACAGUUCUAUCACAACUUAUAUCAUUUGAUUAUCUUAUUUCAUUAACAGUUACAACAAUAUGUGGAGAAAAUAUUCAACCAUUUAAAUUAUCAUCAUUAAAACAACUUGUAUUUACUGGAUGUAAACAUAAUAAUUGGAUAAAAGUAUGU